GGGAGGGAAAAGUCUCCGCCGCCAUCUUAGGGUCGCUGGGACCGUCUACGGUUGCUGUUGGCUGCCGCUUCUGAAGCGAGGACGCGAAGGCCCGGAGCCGAACCGGGCUGAAAAAGGCUGCCGAAAGGGAGGGGGAGGCGGGCUGUGAUCAAAUUCUUCUCCUGCCUGACACCCGUCUUCACUAGCAGCUCCUGCAUCUCGGGGUGGUGGGGAGCCCACCUGUUUGGGCCAGCCAUGGAUCCGGCGUUCCCCCAUCCAUCCCAGGACCCAAGCCAUGAAGACGGCAUGGCUGCGGACGACUUUGACAUUGUCAUAGAGGCUAUGCUAGAAGCACCCUACAAGAAAGAAGAGGCCCAGCCAGGACCCUCAAAGUCACCAGCUGAUCCCCCCACAGCACAGCCACCUCAGGAGGAGCAGCAAGGAAAGGAAACAAAGAAAGACAGUGCCCCCAGCAGCAGCGGAGAGAGCAGCAGCAAAAAGAAGAGGAGCAAAAGUCGGAGCAGAAGCCGUGACCACAGACACAGCCGCAGCCGGGAUCGAGACCGCCAUCGUAGGCGCAGCCGCAGCCGGGAUCGCCGUAGCCGUCACCGGAGCAGGAGCCGCCACAGGAGCCGCAGCCGGGAUCGGAGGCGGGGCAGCAGAUCCCGCAGCAGAGAGCGCCGGCGGGAUGAGAGAGUGCGCUAUCGCAGCCCCCCACCCCCUGGGCGGCGCUUUGGACAUAGCAAGAGUCCCCUCUACAGAGAGAAGAGCCCCCUCCGAGAGCCCUUAGGCAGCUUGAGCCCAGAAGAGCGCGAUGCCCGCACAGUGUUCUGCAUGCAGUUGGCUGCCCGUAUUCGCCCACGUGACCUUGAAGACUUUUUCUCUGCCGUUGGCAAGGUGCGUGAUGUGCGGAUCAUCUCUGACCGAAACUCCCGCCGAUCCAAGGGCAUUGCCUAUGUGGAGUUUUGUGAGAUCCAGUCAGUCCCAUUGGCCAUUGGGCUGACAGGGCAGCGUCUCCUUGGCGUGCCCAUCAUUGUCCAGGCCUCCCAGGCGGAAAAGAACAGGCUAGCUGCAAUGGCAAACAACCUUCAGAAAGGCAGCGGGGGUCCCAUGAGGCUCUACGUUGGCUCCCUUCACUGCAACAUCACCAAAGAGAUGCUGCGUGGGAUCUUUGAGCCCUUUGGCAAGAUUGACAGCAUUGUUCUGAUGCGUGACCAGGAUACUGGGCAGUCCAAGGGCUACGGCUUCAUCACAUUCUCAGAGGCAGAAUGCGCCCGGCGUGCCCUGGAGCAACUGAAUGGUUUCGAACUGGCUGGACGUCCCAUGCGGGUGGGGCAAGUCACUGAACGCCUGGAUGGCACCACCGAUAUCACCUUCCCCGAUGGAAAUGAUGAGCCCGACCGAUCUGGCCUAAAUCUUGGCGCCACAGGCUCCCAGCUGCAACUCAUGGCCAAACUGGCAGAAGCAGGUUCUGGACUCCCUCUUUCGACCACAGCUGCAGCUCAGGCUGCCCUGCAGCUCAACGGAGCAAUCCCCCUGGGAGCAUUGAACCCAGCAGCCCUGACAGCUCUCAGCCCAGCACUGAACCUGGCUUCUCAGACCUUGGCCUCUCAGUGCUUCCAGCUUUCGGGUCUCUUCACUCCCCAAACAAUGUAACACCACCUGAUUCCCCCCUGCCUUUCCUCUCCCACGGAGCCAGGAGGGGGAUUGUCAUCUCCAUGCCAUCACCUCACCACCUUCAUUGGAUCCAAGGCAGGGGGACGGACUCUGAAGGGACCCCUCUUCCUGGAGGACCUUCUUAACGCGAACUGAUUUACUCUGGUUUCCCUCCCACCAGUUGCUGGGGGAGGGGUCUUUGUUCUCUCCCUUGGUUCUGGAAUCAUCAUUGGAAGGGCCACGUUAACCCCCGCGUGGGAGCCUCAGAAGGGACCGGGGGACCCAUUCCCCCCCUGAUGUGGGAUUUCAGCAUCUCUUACAUAUUUUUGUUUCCUUCUGGCCAGAGCCUGACAGGGCUGCAGUGUCAGGAUGUACAUUUGCCAUUCCUCUUUCCCACCCUCUGCUCUCUGUGGGUUAUUUGCUGGACGGCUUUCGGAAGGGGCUCCAUCGCAGGAGGAGUCUGUCCGCUGUACAUAGAAGGAAGUCUUCUGAGCCAGCAUUUGAGUGGGAGGCCUGGUCCGGGGGAGUGCCCCAUUCCUUCCUAAGCAGUGUUUUGUUACCCCCUCCCAUCUGUAAAGAGGUUGCAUACAGUGUGGGAAUGUCACCCCAUUCCUUUCCCCACAUCCCUCCUUUUUCUUGGGUCUGUAUCCUGUUCUUGGUGUUCCCAUUUUUCCGCCGCACCUUCCCCCAGAAUCCCUUCAACCACUUCUUCUCCUUCCUCCUCCUCAUUCUCAACUUUCAAAGGUGUAUUUUGGUUUUCUUUCUUUUUAUCUCAGUUUUGUUUCUUUUUUCUUCUUUUUUUGCUUAUAAAUGAAUAAUAAAAGUCACCAAAUGUA
Messenger RNA from Anolis carolinensis (green anole), 2471 nucleotides. It is a transcript of the gene rbm23, whose product is annotated as RNA binding motif protein 23. Gene Ontology annotation, molecular function: RNA binding; U1 snRNP binding. The record is from RefSeq and is a predicted model, not a curated record. The transcript is spliced from 16 exons. Gene Ontology annotation, biological process: mRNA processing; regulation of mRNA splicing, via spliceosome. Gene Ontology annotation, cellular component: nucleus. Bases 235 to 1635 code for a protein of 466 amino acids. NCBI's taxonomy places the organism in Eukaryota, Metazoa, Chordata, Lepidosauria, Squamata, Anolidae.